Messenger RNA from Stomoxys calcitrans (stable fly), 3926 nucleotides. RefSeq names its product PHD finger protein 14. The transcript is spliced from 2 exons. Bases 138 to 3623 code for a protein of 1161 amino acids. Gene Ontology annotation, biological process: regulation of transcription by RNA polymerase II. The record is from RefSeq and is a predicted model, not a curated record. Lineage: Eukaryota; Metazoa; Arthropoda; Insecta; Diptera; Muscidae.
AGCUUGCAUACAUUUUUUCGCCGUGUCUCUUUUCGCAAAAAAGUAAAUUGUGAAAAAUAUAAAAAUAUUAUUGUAAAUUUAUUAAUUGUAUAAAUGAAAAGCCGUUACUCGAUAUUGCAAACAAUUUAUUAACGAAAAUGGCACCUUUUAAGCGCCAACGCCAACCCAAAAUGACUACACAAGCGUUGCUGGCAUUCGAUUUGGGCGAAAGUUCGUCAGACAGCGACUUUAGAAUCGAAGACGAGGAAGACGACGAUGGCGAUGGUGGGGACGAUGAUAACUCUAGUUCCGCCUCUGACGAGGACGACAACGAUGAUGAUGAUGAGGAGGACAAAUGCGAUUCAGAUGAUUCUACGCUACAAUUGAAACAGUUACUGGCAGAGGCUACCGAGGAUGUAAAAGAAGAUGAAAAGAAAACAACAAUAAAUAAGAGUGAGGACUUAGUGGUUAAUGGUGGUGACAACUUAGAAGAUAUUUUGAGAAGAAUGGAUGCAAAACCGGUUACAGUAUCGAAGAUUCCAUUAAAAGCGAUUUGUUGCGUCUGCUUGGGAGAUCGUAGUGAUGACUCCAAUGAAAUUGUAGAGUGUGAUGGUUGUGGUGUUUCGGUCCAUGAGGGAUGCUAUGGCGUUAGUGAUAAUAAUAGUAUAUCCAGUACAAACUCUACAUGCUCUACGGAGCCGUGGUUUUGUGAGGCUUGCAGGGCUGGCGUGUCGGAGCCCACAUGUGAAUUGUGUCCCAACAAAGGUGGGAUAUACAAAGAAACAGAUGUUGGGAAAUGGGUGCACCUGGUAUGCGCUCUGUAUGUGCCAGGUGUGGCUUUUGGUGAAGUAGACCAGUUAUCCUGUGUAACUCUCUUCGAAAUGCAAUACAGCAAAUGGGGGGCAAAGCCUUGCUCACUUUGCGAAGACUCGAGGUUUUCUCGCACCGGUGUUUGCAUAGGUUGUGAUGCCGGCAUGUGCAAAACAUACUUUCAUGUGACAUGUGCUCAAGCUGCUGGGUUUUUAACCGAAGCUCACCACGAGGAUACCGAUGCUGCAGAUCCUUUCUAUGCCCACUGCAAGGUACAUUCAGAGAAGGAACUAAUACGAAAACGAAAGAGAAACUACCACACAUUCCGAGCUAACAUGGAGGAGAAGCAAAAGGAGAAAUCCUUGCAUAACCUCGACGAUCCAUGCCCUGCACAAAUGCGUAUAAAUCGCAAACUUCAAAAGUAUCAAGUAAAAUAUGCUAACCACAAACAAGCGAGGGUGGAGCCAUGGGUUCCUACACAAAAAAUGUCUCGUCUCAUAACUACCUCAGCAUCGGCGUACAAUCGGCUUUUAGCCAAAGCCAAUGUCAUGGAAGUUGAUGUGGAUUUGAUGGAGCGACAAGAUACGCAAAUACAAUCUCUGAUUGAUAUACGCAAGAAGUGGCAUAUAGCACCUGCAUUUAGCGUUGAAUUUGUAGCUUACUAUAUUGAUCGUAUUGCGAGAACAAAAGAACUGAAAGAGCAACUGACAGAAAUGGUGACUAAGAACUCCAGCCUAACAAAAGAUCAAAGUGAAUUUCGAUCCGAAUAUGAUAGCUUGUUAGACAAGAACAAAGAUCUCAAAGAUAAACACGAGUCCUUAAUAAAUUCCAUAUCACAAAUCCAUACACACAUUAGUUCAUUGUGUCCGAACAAGAAUUUGCCUAAUCCCUUGAACAUAGGGCGUCCGACAAGCGAAGAACCAUUGAAGACCUGUACACCCACAUAUAGACCCAUAAGUGUUCCCACAGCGGCGGCUCUCAAAAUGGGCGUAGGCUUUCCAUUGGCUCACUUGGGACAUCAUCCGAACACAAAAGGGGACAGCAACCGACUGCUGAGUACACAGGCUAAGGAUUCUCCGCUUUGUAAUUCGUCGCCCAUAGCAGGCUAUCCAUCGGCAUUCAUACACCAUGGUCAAACACACAAAUCGCCCAAAAUACACCUGCUUUCUACUGCUCCGCCAAUGGAAACACACAAUUGCGGCAUAUGUAAACAGUCUACGGAUCAACAUUUGUUGGCAAAAUGUGAUACGUGUAAAUUGUUCUACCAUCUUGGCUGCCUGAACCCUCCGCUAACCAGGCAUCCCAAAAAGUCGAAACUAUAUGGUUGGCAGUGUUCGGAGUGUGACAAAUCGGAUCAGUCGGAUGUGUUGCCCGAAAUGCCCAAAGGUCCGCGCAAAUCUCGAACACGAUUCAACAAAGAUGGAAUUAUUGUGCCCGUGAAGAGUGUAACACCCAACCAGGAGGAUACAUUGCAGCAGCAUCUGAACAGCACCAAAACAGAUAACCAGGGGCCUGGCCCAGCAAAAAGACGUUCCUUAGAUAAUCAGAUAACUGCAAAUUUUUUGGCUUCACCUUCAUCGUCGACAUCGUUUAAAAAGCUACUGAACAAAUCUCUACCGAAUGUUAUUGAAACGCCCAAGCCAACAGAUUCUAGCGAACAAAAGUGUCAUGUUUAUAGCAACAACAACAACAACAACAAUGAUAGUUCUGAUUCAAUUACACCGAAAUUAAGUAAAAAAUCUAAGUUAAGUUUAAAUUAUUCAAAAUCAAUGUCGUCACAACAAAUAGCACAGCCUCAACCAGAAAUUGUAAAUAACGAAAAAUCUUCUUUCAAAACGUCAUCAAAAUCGUCAACGAAAGCGUACAUUGAAAAUACUCACCCAUCACCUGUGCUGCCAUCAUUGCCUAUUGAUGAACCAUUAGUACUUGUAAUGACCCCCAAAUCAUCUACACCACUACCUGUUGUAGCAGAUGCGGAUCCAUUGGCGUUGCCGCCCUCUGCUGCAACAACGACCAUCAACCCCACAAUAGCAAACAAUAUCACUCCAUUAGAAGGUGCUUUCUCUGUAACAGAUGUAAAUUCUAAACAAUCCCGCAAGCAAAAACGAAAAGACAAACACAAAAAUAAACAUAAUCUCUCCUCGGACACGGAAAGGUCAUUGAGCAAAGAGCACAAACGUAAACGCAAAAAGAAGCAGCACGAUAUGGAGGCACCUAGUGACACCAUGGCCGGCAUACCUAAGAUCAAAAUAAAGUUCAAAACUUUACCAUUACCCGGAGAGGUUACUCCGGAAGCUCAAUUUUUUUACGUUUCUGCUGAUAUGGUGCGUUCUGCGGACGAAGCGUCUCGGCCUGGUUCUGUGGAGACAAUUGAAGACUUUUCAACAUCUGGUGUUCCCGAGGAUCCCAUUCCAACAACUCCGAAACCCAAUGUAACUCCUCCCCGUCCCAUUUCCGCAAACGCCUUGGCGGCAAAGACUAUCUCGAAUUCCCCAAGCAUUGCGCCUAGUGUUACGCCUGCAAAGACAUUUACAUCACCCCGUAAAAGUAGUCCUAGAAAACCAGUGCCGUCAAGACUUUCUGCAGGUUACAGCUCCAGCACUAGUACGAGCUCAGGGCGCACCAAAGUCCCAGCCCAACAAAGUGCUAAUCAAGUACUCGCAUGCUGUGUAUGUCACACAAACGGCACUACGACUAAUAUGGUUACAUGUGAUGAAUGUCGGAAGCAUUAUCACUUUACUUGCUUGGAUCCGCCUCUAAAGAAGUCUCCAAAAAUACGCGGCUAUUCCUGGCACUGUGCGGAUUGUGACCCAACAGAUGAGGAGAAACAUUAGUAAUAGAUAUUCUUAUUACAGUAUUUCGAUUCGUUUUAUUUUUAAAUUUCUCAAAUUUCCUCUUUAUCAUUGGAUGACAUAGAUUCAUAUUACGAUCGCUUUUUCUGAAUCUUUAGAUGGUUAUAUUAUUAUAUUACUGUAUUAAGGCAUGACCGCCGAUUUGAGAUCGGGUUUAAUUUUAUUUAUAACUAUUAAGUUCUUUCAGAAAACAAAACAAAAAAAAACAAUAAAUUUUACAUUUUAACAAUAAUAAUCAAAUUAAAUUGCUAAAAUUUAUGUUUGUAUGUACUCCAGGGUUUUGUA